CAGUGAGUGACUGCUUCCGUCCACUGGCACUUCCGUGGCAGGCAAGCUAGCUUAAAGAAUGCUUUCGCAAGAGAGCCUUCCCACGGCGCAGACAGGCGAUGUGGAGCAGACGCCGGCACCGACAGGCGCUGAUAUGGACGCCGCGGUCCUGCUGUUGGGAGCUGGGAUGACGGCCGCCACGCAUCCGCUGCUUUAUGUCAAGCUGCUCAUCCAGGUGGGACAUGAACCUCUUCCACCAACUGUAGGCACAACUAUGUUUGGAAGGAGAGUGUUAUAUCUGCCUGGCUUCUUCUCUUAUGCACAGCACAUUGUUAAGGUGGAUGGAAAGAGGGGACUGUUCCGUGGCCUGUCACCACGUAUCGCAUCUAUUGCCAUCUCCACUGUAAUCAGGACCAAAGCCAAAAAGGGGCAGCCUGUAUCCAAGAAGGAUGACCUCAUGCAAACCCCUCUGAGGAAAGUCAUGAAAGAGACCUCUCACGAGAUGGUCAUCCAGUGCCUGUCCAAAAUAGCUACUCAUCCUUUUCACGUUAUGUCAGUGCGUUGUAUGGCCCAGUUUGUUGGCAGAGAGGUCAAGUACAGUGGAAUUUUCAGUAGUAUCGGCAGGAUUUUUAAAGAAGAAGGAGUCGCUGGAUUCUACGUUGGUUUAAUGCCUCACAUGCUCGGUGAAGUCCUCUUCUUGUGGUGUUGCAAUCUACUGGCUCACUUUAUUAACACCUACGCUGUAGACGACAGUUUCAGCCAGGCCUCAGCAGUGAGAAGUUACACAAAGUUUGUGAUGGGUUUUGCAGUGAGCAUCUUAACUUAUCCAUUCAUGCUGGUGGCUGACGUUAUGGCGGUCAACAAUUGUGGUUUGACUGCAGGUCUUCCUCCUCACUCGCCCAUCUUCACAUCCUGGCUGCAUUGCUGGAAUUACCUCAGCCACAAGGGUCUCUUAUUUCGAGGAUCCAGCUUCUUUUCUCGCCGCGUGCCUGUGACCUCCAUCAACAACAUCAUCAUGUACUGGACUGCCAUUGUUGUAACUAUUUAAGUGACAUUCAAAAAGUUUGAUAGUUUUAUGUAAACAAAAUAUGUCACAACGAAUAGAAUAAGAAGACAGUUGAUUUAAUGAUACAUUUUUUUCCCCUUUUUAAGGCACAGUGGACAAGUGGCUAGCAUGUCUGCCUCACAGUCAUGAGGCUGGGAGGUUAAAUCUGGCCUCUUGUCUUCCUUUGUGGAGUUUGCAUGUUCUCCGUGUACUUGUGUGGGGUUUCUGCGUACUCCAGAUUCCUCCCACAUUCCCAAAAUAUACAUUUUAGGCUCAGACUGUUAAUUGUCUAAAGGUGUAAAUGUGAGCAUGAAUGGUUGUCUAAAUGUGCUCUGAUUGGCUGGCAACCAGUUAAGGAUGUGCACCACCUCGCUCCCAAAGUCAGCUCGGAAAGGUUCCAGCUCACAUGAGUGAGGAUGGAUGAGGAAAUGGAUGGAUGGGUUGUUUUUCCCUUUAAAAAAAAAAAGGUUCACUGGCCUCGUUUAGGCAUCAGUUUCAACCAAUUUGUUAAGACAAGCAUCUCAUUAGCACAUCCUGUUGAAUUUGAUGAAAUGCUGAAGGCCUCUUCCAUCAGUCCGCAGAAAACCGUCCAAUUUCAAUAUUUUGCAUCAGAACAGAUAUGAAAUGUGAUUAAACUUGGUGACUUUGAACAGUGUGGGCAAUGUUGAUGAAGACAAAAUAUGAAAAAAAAUGUUUGAGGAGAUGGACAAAAACCCUUGUUAGUUAAAACCGUAUCAUUGAGCAUAUGGGACUGUGUCGCCUAGUUUCCGUUGAGGAUUUCAAAGGGUUUUGUGAGAUUGUUUGUUCUGAUCAAAUGCCAUACUGUAUGUCAGAAUAAAAGUGUCGUUCUGACAUUUAAGUCAGAAAUUAAAUAAAGAGCUCCUGUCCUGAA
Messenger RNA from Phyllopteryx taeniolatus (common seadragon), 1916 nucleotides. Its product is annotated as mitochondrial carrier homolog 1-like. NCBI's taxonomy places the organism in Eukaryota, Metazoa, Chordata, Actinopteri, Syngnathiformes, Syngnathidae. The coding region runs from base 59 to 1027 and encodes 322 amino acids. The record is from RefSeq and is a predicted model, not a curated record. The transcript has 12 exons. Gene Ontology annotation, biological process: positive regulation of apoptotic process. Gene Ontology annotation, cellular component: membrane; mitochondrion.